GAAUCUAAGAGAGGGGGCAGAAUAGAGUGUGGGAAGGAGUAUCUAACAGGAACUUUGCUCUGCUCUCUGGUGGCAUAACCAUUUGGUUCGGUUUGGUUUGGUUCGAUCCCUUUCGAUUUCGAUGUCGGCGUCGAAAACCUUCUCUUCCUAACCAAUCUCUUUUCAAUUCCGAUCUGUGGCGAUGGCAGCAGCACCCGCUCGAGCUCGCGCCGAUUACGAUUACCUCAUCAAACUUCUUCUCAUCGGCGACAGUGGUGUGGGGAAGAGUUGUCUUCUCUUGAGAUUUUCUGAUGGUUCAUUCACAACCAGUUUUAUCACCACUAUUGGCAUUGAUUUUAAGAUAAGAACCAUUGAACUUGAUGCCAAACGCAUUAAGUUACAAAUCUGGGAUACUGCUGGUCAGGAGCGAUUUCGAACUAUUACCACUGCUUAUUACCGUGGAGCCAUGGGUAUCUUGCUUGUUUAUGAUGUUACUGAUGAAGCAUCUUUCAAUAAUAUUAGGAAUUGGAUUCGGAAUAUUGAACAACAUGCUUCUGACAAUGUAAACAAGAUACUUGUGGGCAACAAGGCUGAUAUGGAUGAAAGUAAAAGGGCUGUGCCUACGUCCAAAGGUCAAGCACUUGCUGAUGAGUAUGGAAUCAAGUUCUUCGAAACUAGUGCAAAAACCAACAUGAACGUGGAAGAGGUUUUCUUUUCAAUAGCAAGAGAUAUCAAGCAAAGGCUUGCAGAUACAGAUUCAAAAGCUGAGCCCCAGACUAUCAAGAUUAACCAAUCAGACCAGGCAGCCGGUGGUGGUCAACCUGCACAAAAAUCAGCUUGCUGCGGUUCAUGAAAAGAAUGAGUGUCUGCAGCAAAGAGGGUGCAGGUCUGAUGACAUUAUAAGUGGGAGCGUGCAUUUGUCCCUCUGUAUCUGCCAAGUGCAGAUGUCGUGUUUUAAAGUUAAUAUUUUUAAUUUUUUGCUCAUUUUAGUUGCUGGAAUUUGUCGUGACUAGUUAUUUGGUUCACUUUCCUCUUUCAUCUGUAGUCUGGCUCUUAAAAGGGUAUCAUCUUGAUUAGAAUCGGAUAUAUUAUCACAAGUUCACCACACUUUGAUCUAGAGACAAAAUGUUUUUUGUUGGCUUAGGAAUAUAGAGACAAAAGUAAGAAUGUGUUUU
Abrus precatorius (Indian licorice) is the source of this 1154-nucleotide messenger RNA. Its product is annotated as ras-related protein RABE1c-like. NCBI's taxonomy places the organism in Eukaryota, Viridiplantae, Streptophyta, Magnoliopsida, Fabales, Fabaceae. The transcript has 8 exons. Gene Ontology annotation, molecular function: GTPase activity; GTP binding. The coding region runs from base 182 to 832 and encodes 216 amino acids. Gene Ontology annotation, cellular component: plasma membrane. The record is from RefSeq and is a predicted model, not a curated record. Gene Ontology annotation, biological process: protein secretion; regulation of exocytosis.